Lipotes vexillifer (Yangtze River dolphin) is the source of this 576-nucleotide messenger RNA. RefSeq names its product adenosine deaminase tRNA specific 2 (gene ADAT2). Lineage: Eukaryota; Metazoa; Chordata; Mammalia; Artiodactyla; Lipotidae. Gene Ontology annotation, biological process: tRNA wobble adenosine to inosine editing. Gene Ontology annotation, molecular function: tRNA-specific adenosine-34 deaminase activity; zinc ion binding. The transcript has 6 exons. The coding region runs from base 1 to 576 and encodes 191 amino acids. The record is from RefSeq and is a predicted model, not a curated record. Gene Ontology annotation, cellular component: nucleus; cytoplasm.
AUGGAGGCGAAGAUAGGGUCCACGCAGACUACGGCCGGCGCCUGCUCUGUGUUGGCGGAGGAGACCGAAAAGUGGAUGGAACAGGCGAUGCAAAUGGCCAAAGAAGCCCUAGAAAAUAUUGAGGUUCCUGUUGGCUGCCUUUUGGUCUACAACAAUGAAGUUGUAGGGAAGGGAAGAAAUGAAGUUAAUCAAACCAAAAAUGCUACUCGACAUGCAGAAAUGGUGGCCAUCGACCAGGCCCUAGAUUGGUGUCGUCGACAUGGCAAGAGUCCUUCUGAGGUGUUUGAACACAUGGUGCUGUACGUCACCGUGGAGCCGUGUAUCAUGUGCGCAGCCGCUCUCCGCCUGAUGAAAAUCCCGCUGGUUGUCUAUGGCUGUCAGAAUGAACGAUUUGGUGGUUGUGGCUCUGUUCUAGAUAUUGCCUCUGCUGUUCUACCGAAUACUGGGAGACCAUUUCAGUGCAUCCCUGGAUAUCGGGCUGAGGAAGCAGUGGAGAUGUUAAAGACCUUCUACAAACAAGAAAAUCCAAAUGCACCAAAAUCAAAGGUUCGGAAAAAGGAAUGUCAGAAAUCCUGA